GCUCCUUCCAUUUAUAAAUGCUUGUCACGAUUGCAGUGGCAUCAGUAUAUUCAGAUUCGCUCUUGAAGACUUUAUCAAAUACAUUAACUAUGGUACAAAUUAUUGGAAAAUACGAGCAUGAAUCGAGUGAGGGUUUGGAAGCGUACCUCAAAACAGUUGGUGGAGUUGAAAACCAAGAAGCUUCAAAAGCUUUCAGUCAAGGAAAACCAACUUUAGAAAUCAGUCAAAGUGGUGAUCACUGGAUUAUUACCGUAUCCAAUGAAGGCAAAAGUUCAACCACUAAAUUUACCUUAGGAACUCCAUACGACGAAACUAUGCCUCACGGUCUUACUCUUAAAAGUGUAACCACACGGGAUGGAAACAAAUUUAUAACUGUAUCGGAUCUUCCUGAUGGCAAUAAAUCAAUUCGUGUAUAUGAGUUUACGGAUACUGGUAUUACUGUUCAUUUGUCGGAGAAUAAACAUGGAGUUAAAGCUGUUCGUACCUAUAAAAGAAUUUAAAUGUGUACUAUCAAUAUAUUGAUGUUAUGAAAAUAAAAUUAACAUUCAAAUAAAACGUUAAAAAAAUAUUGAUUUACUAAUUUUUUUUUGUAUAAACUUUAUUAAAUUUAUAUUAUUUUAAAAUAGAUUAGAAAUAGUAAUGGAGUAUCAUUAAGAUUAGAAAAAAGCGGCUUUUAUAAAAUAGACCAUAGUUUGUAAAUGUGAGGAUACACAGUUUUUUUUUUUAUAAUUUGCUUUUCCUUUAUUUCACCUAUGGUUUAUCGUUAUUAUAAUAUGAAUACUUUUACAAACUGUUUUUAUUUUUUUUUGUUUUUAAAACUCAUAAAAAAUACAAUAAUGAUAAUUUAUUUAAACCCUAUUUCUCAAUUCUAAACCUAGCUAAGUUAUAGAUAAUAGUAGUGGCUAAAAUUACCCAAGGAAAUAAAGAAUUUAAAAAUUUUGCUUAUCUUACAAUAGUUAUAAAAAUUUAAAAUAUAAAAAUCUGGCUCAUGUUUUCAAUUGUGUUGGUAAUUUAUAUUUUUUAUCAAAUUAUUUUUUUAAUUAUUCAUUCAAGAUAUUUAAGAGCUCAGUAUACUUGCAUAUGUUGUAAGUAAUGAAAAAGCAAAAUCGUCAAAAUCGUAAAUAAGAGCUAUAACUCCGAGGUUAUUUCGUUGCUUAUUGAGGAUAUUUUCAUUUCACUUCAAAAUGUAUAUUAAUUAGUUCAAAAUACGGUAGAUAUGUACACAACAGAAAUAUCUGAGUUUUUAAUUAUUUUUAUUUUUAUUUUUUCCACUUACUUUAGCUUUCUCGAAUUUUUCGAUACACUAUAAUAGUAAAAAAUAAAAAAAAAGAAGUGAGCUAAGCAUUCAUUUUUUUUUUUAUUGUCUAACUUAUAACGUUAUUGUAAUUAUAUAAAUAAAAUGAAGUAAUUGUUUCAUGGACAAUUAUUAUAAUGAUGAUUAAGAAAGAGAGAGAGAGAGAGAGAGAGAGAGAGAGAGAGAGAGAGAGAGAGAGAGAGAGAGAGAGAGAGAGAGAGAGAGAGAGAGAGAGAGAGAGAGAGAGAGAGAACACAUGAAG
This is a messenger RNA of Microplitis mediator, 1556 nucleotides long. RefSeq names its product fatty acid-binding protein homolog 6-like (gene Fabp). Lineage: Eukaryota; Metazoa; Arthropoda; Insecta; Hymenoptera; Braconidae. Gene Ontology annotation, cellular component: cytosol; nucleus. Gene Ontology annotation, molecular function: fatty acid binding. The transcript has 3 exons. The coding region runs from base 18 to 500 and encodes 160 amino acids. The record is from RefSeq and is a predicted model, not a curated record. Gene Ontology annotation, biological process: fatty acid transport.